AUGCCGUCAGAGUCCAAACCUUUGUUGACAGCUCAAACAGAAAAGCCAAAUCAUUACUCAUAUUUGAAAGAAUUUCGGGUCGAGCAAUGCCCGCUCUUCUUACAACACAAAUGUACACAGCAUCGACCAUUCACCUGUUUUCAUUGGCAUUUUAUGAAUCAGAGGCGACGGCGUCCUGUACGUCGCAGAGAUGGGACAUUUAAUUAUAGUGCCGAUAAUUAUUGCACAAAAUAUGAUGAAACUACUGGCAUUUGUCCCGAUGGAGACGAUUGCCCUUAUUUACAUAGGACUGCUGGUGAUACAGAAAGAAGAUAUCACCUUAGGUAUUAUAAGACAUGUAUGUGUGUCCAUGACACAGAUUCUAGAGGAUAUUGUGUAAAGAAUGGGUUACAUUGUGCUUUUGCACAUGGUAGCCAUGACCAUCGUCCUCCUGUAUAUGACAUUAAAGAAAUACAGGCAUUAGAAGCUGCAGAUGCAGAAGGUAGUGGGUCUGCAAAUGGCCCCAAUGCAUUAGACAAAGAAAGAAAUUUAAUGAAUGAAGAUCCUAAGUGGCAAGAUACGAAUUUUGUACUUUCAAAUUAUAAAACAGAGCCUUGCAAAAGGCCACCUAGGUUAUGCAGGCAAGGAUAUGCCUGUCCUCAAUAUCAUAAUAGUAAAGAUAAAAGAAGAAGUCCUAGAAAAUUUAAAUAUAGAUCAACACCUUGUCCAAAUGUGAAGCAUGGGGAAGAAUGGGGUGAACCUGGAAACUGUGAUGCAGGCGAUUUAUGUUCAUAUUGCCAUACUAGGACAGAACAACAAUUUCAUCCUGAGAUUUAUAAAAGUACAAAAUGCAAUGAUGUGCAACAGUCAGGCUACUGCCCUAGGGGAGUUUUCUGUGCUUUUGCUCAUGUUGAACAAGAAUUAGGUGUUUCAAGAGAUACUGGGGAAAGUGGCACAAAUCUAGCAGAUAUAUUAUCAAAUGUUCUUCCCCAAACAACGGUGGAUUUAAAACUCAAAGAAAAAAGCAGUGAUAGUUCUAACGGUUGUAGCGAGGUAAGCGAGUCGUCAUCAACAUCAUCAGAAAUAGGCAAUUCCAUAAGCAAUUUAAAUAAUAGUCUAAAUGCUAGUGCCACUAGCACAACAAGUACAAGUAAAGCCCCAGGAUCUCAACUUACUCAUAAACAUGUCCCCUUCCGGGGUGGACCUACAAUAGGAAUGGAAUUGACAAAUAAAUUGUUAGCAAUAGAAAAAGAUCCUACUUUAGAUUCUUUGGAGAGAGAACAAAGGAAACAAACAUUAUGCUUUGCCGCUUAUAGUAGUAUAGGAAGCUCAUUUUUCAGUAGAGGAAAUGAUACUGUAGGGAAUGUAGAAAGCUUAGUUGGUAAUGCAUUAGAUGACCUAAACUUAGAAGAUUCUUUAAAUCUAUCGGGAGCACUAGAUCGUGACCUAGAUACCGACUCACCAACCGUUUCGAAUUCAAUCUCAGUGGGAUUGACCUCUUCGGGUCUUCUAGGCAGUUCAGCCCCAGUCAACAUUCCUGGCUCGACGCGUGCCGGUCUCGGAGGUUUCAGCCCGCAAGGAAACAGCCCCAUGCAGACGUUUCUAUCGGCAGCUAGGUUUUCUCAGCCCGACAUUGAUUUUUUGAAUCACUCACAGAUGCAGUUGAGUUCUAGUGCUUCGAAGAUCAAUAACUAUUCUGGCUUCUUCGAUUUUCAGUCACAGAGUAUAUCGCCCAAUAAUAGGAAUCACAAUAAUUUUAGUAGCAUGUCACCUAGUAUUAAUAGCAAUUUGGAAGUUGUCAGGUUAAGAGAUGAAAUAGCCACAUACAGGUUACAGUUAAGCAAUAGCGAGGAACGAUGUCAACAAGUAAGGAAUGCGUGUGAUAUGUGGCAGAGGGAGGCAGAGGAUGCUACUAGGAAGGCCCAGCAGGUCGAAAACAAAUUUAGCGAAACUAUGACUCAAUUUAAUAGCCUUAAGCAAGAACUCGAACAAUUGCAGGGUGGACCACAUAUUAGGAGUAUCACUAAGGUAUCAGAAUUGAGUAAGUUAUCUCUUAGCGUGCUGAAAACUCUACAUGCACAACUUAGACAAGAUCUUGAAGAAAUAGAAAAAGUUUUAUAUAGAGAAACAGCUUCUAAAUGUAUGGUAUGUGAAGAAAAAAAUAGGACAGUAACUUUAAGUUGCAAUCAUUUCGUUUUAUGCGACACGUGCUCUAGUACUCAAAGCGAGUGUCCAUACUGUCAGACACCCAUCAACCUCAACAACAUGUGA
Molecule: messenger RNA, 2250 nt
Organism: Diabrotica balteata
Lineage: Eukaryota; Metazoa; Arthropoda; Insecta; Coleoptera; Chrysomelidae
Source: the annotation of a GenBank genome assembly